Messenger RNA from Linum trigynum, 2055 nucleotides. Lineage: Eukaryota; Viridiplantae; Streptophyta; Magnoliopsida; Malpighiales; Linaceae. The record is from the annotation of a GenBank genome assembly.
AUGUCGGAUGAUAUGUUGAUACAUUUCUCUUCGAACUCUUCGAAUCAAUCGGACCAGUCCCUGCCGACGAAAAUGGCCAAGCUGGAAGCUCGCUUGGUCGGCAAGGCUCCUUCUGUUGCCCCAGCUGCGUCGCAGCAACCUCAACAGCAGCAGCCCACUUGGCAAUCGUUACCUCUCGGGGCAAAAUUUGGGCCCGCGGAGGAAUUGGCAGGUUCCAGUGAUUCCGAUGAAGAUAAUCAAGGUGAGUUUCUUAUACAAGCAAACACCCAGAAAAGGCAAAGACUGCAAGAAGAUGGUGAUUCAUCUGUUUCGGCGCAUCUUGCGAAUCAAACAACUGACGGAAGGCAAAAAGUUGGCGAAAAUGUGGAGAUGAAAGCUAUUGUUGAAGUACAGAAGAGAAAGCAAGGUCGCAGUAGGGGCAAUUCGGUGUCAAGUAGAGCUCGUGGUUCCAGAGUUGCUGAUCAAACAAAAUCACAAGUUCCCGCUUCAACAGUUAUCCCUUCGGUUAUAAAUGGCCAGCUUGAAAAUUGUCAAAAGGAUCAGAGGCCCAAAGAGCACUUCCUGAACAAUGAUCAUUCUUUGUUACAGGAGGAGAUCACAUCAUUACGUGCCACAGUUGCAGCUCUAGAGGAGGAACUUCAUAAAUCUCGUCAGCAUGCCAAUGAUAGUCAAAAUCUUUGCCAUCAGCUGGAAAAGGAACUAAAGGAACUAAAAGACAGCGAACAGCAAAUGAAGCCAAAGAGAUUAAAGAUUAUAUCUGAUCUGCUGAUAUCAGUUUCGAAAGCAGAGAGGCAAGAAGCCAGGAUGAAAGUCCGGCAAGAUUCUUUAAGACUUGGCAAUGUUGGUGUAAUUAGAACUGGAACAAUCAUAUCAGAGACUUGGGAGGAUGGACAAAUGCUGAAAGAUCUAAAUGCUCAUAUGAAGCAAUUAUUAGAAACGAAGGAGGCCGUUGAUCGUCAACGCAAAUCAUUAAAGAAACGACAAUCUGACAAGGGUGAAGCAGCAGAUGCAGAAUCUGGAACACAUGAAGAGGAUCUUCUCAUUCAGGAUGAAAUUCUCAAAUCUCGUCUGGCAAGCAUCAAGCGUGAGGAAGAAGCUAUGUUACGUGAGAGAGACCGAUAUGAGCUUGAAAAGGCUCGACUAAUUCGUGAAAUGAAACGUAUACGAGAUGAGGAUGGGUCUCGCUUCAAUAAUUUUCAGAUUUUAAAUAACCGUUAUGCGCUACUGAACCUUCUUGGAAAAGGAGGAUUUAGUGAGGUUUACAAGGCUUUUGAUUUGGUGGAGCACAGAUAUGUUGCAUGUAAACUCCAUGGUCUGAAUGCUCAGUGGAGCGAGGAUAAGAAGCAAAGUUAUGUCAGGCAUGCAAUACGGGAAUAUAACAUUCACAAGACCCUGGUGCAUAAUCACAUAGUUCGGCUUUGGGAUAUCUUUGAGAUUGAUCAGAAUACAUUCUGCACUGUUUUGGAAUACUGCAGUGGUAAAGAUCUUGAUGCUGUUCUUAAAGCAACACCCACGUUGCCUGAGAAGGAAGCACGGAUUAUUAUUGUCCAAAUAUUUCAAGGUCUUCUCUACCUGAAUAAAAGGGCACAGAAGAUCAUUCAUUACGAUUUGAAGCCUGGGAAUGUGCUCUUUGAUGAAUUUGGUGCUGCAAAGGUUACUGAUUUUGGUCUCAGCAAGAUUGUAGAAGAUAACGUUGGAUCUCAAGGAAUGGAACUUACAUCACAGGGAGCUGGGACAUACUGGUACUUGCCACCAGAAUGCUUCGAGCUCAACAAGACACCUCUAAUAUCCUCAAAGGUUGAUGUAUGGUCAGCUGGGGUUCUAUUAUAUCAAAUGCUCUUUGGCAGAAGGCCGUUUGGACAUGACCAGUCCCAGGAACGAAUAUUACGUGAGGAUACAAUCAUCAAAGCUCGGAGGGUUGAGUUUCCUAACAAACCCACCGUCUCCAACGAGGUGAAGGAGUUCAUCCGGCGGUGUCUAACAUACGACCAGACAGACAGACCAGACGUUCUGUCCGCUGCUCAGGACCCAUAUCUCACAUACUUAAAGAAGUAG